AUGAUCAACUCCGUUGCUAUUCUGGCUCUUGCCAGCCCGGCUUUCGCCGGUAUCAUGCAGGCUCGUGGCGAGCAGUUCAUUCGUCCUGGCUCUCAGACCGCUGCUUCCGUUGCAGCCCCUGCCCAUACUCAGGGCUGGGGCGACCACGAUGAGGGCUGGGGCGAGAGCUGGUCCAAGCCCGCCCACCACGUCUCGACCCACGACUCCUGGGGCAAGACCACCGAGUCGUGGACCACCCCGUGCACCACCUCAACCACCCCGGUGCCUGAGCACACCACCACCACUCCAUGCACCACCUCGACUACCCCGGUGCACGAGCACACCACCACCCCAGUGUCUAACACCACCACCCCAUGCACUACCUCGACCACCCCGGUGCACGAGCACACCACUACCCCAGUGGCCAAUACCACCACUCCAUGCACCACCUCGACCACCCCGGUGCACGAGCACACCACUACCCCAGUGGCCAAUACCACCACUCCAUGCACCACCUCGACCACCCCGGUGCACGAGCACACCACCAAGCCCCACGUCCCCGUGAAGCCUGGUACCACCAAGACGCUCACUUAUGUGACCACCAGCUGCCCUGUCACCUCGUCUACCAUCACCUCUGGAUCUAAGACCUGGACCGUUCCUGUCACCGAGACUAACACCAUCACUAUCACCAAGACCACUGUUUGCACCAUGUGCGAUGAGAAGCCUGUGACCUUCCACAAUGCUACUCAGCCUGCCACCGGAGGUCCUACCGCCCCUAUUCUGAAGCCCACCGGAGAUGUCGUGAUUCCCAGUCACUCCAAGCCCGUUGAGACCAAGCCCGUUGAGACCAAGCCUGUCGAGACCAAGCCUGUCGAGACCAAGCCUGUCGAGACCAAGCCUGUCGAGACCAAGCCUGUCGAGACCAAGCCUGUUGAGACCAAGCCCGCUGAGACCAAGCCCGCUGAGACCAAGCCCGCUGAGACCAAGCCCGCUGUCCCUGCUGAAACCAAGCCCGCCGAGACUAAGCCCGCUGUCCCCGCUGAGACCAAGCCCGCCGUCCCUGCUCAGUCCAACCCUGCUGUUCCUGCUCAGUCCAACCCUGCUGUUCCUGCUCAGUCCCAGCCUGCCGUCCCUGCUCAGUCCAACCCUGCUGUUCCUGCUCAGUCCAACCCUGCUGUUCCUGCUCAGUCCCAGCCUGCCGUCCCUGCUCAGUCCAACCCUGCUGUUCCUGCUCAGUCCCAGCCUGCUGUCCCUGCUCAGUCCCAGCCUGCCGUCCCUGCUCAGUCCAACCCUGCUGUUCCUGCUCAGUCCAACCCUGCUGUUCCUGCUCAGUCCCAGCCUGCUGUCCCUGCUCAGUCCCAGCCCGCUGUCCCCAAGCCUGCCCAGAGCGAGCCCGCCGUCCCCAAGCAGACUCAGCCCGCUGUCACCCCCUCCAACCCCGAGCAGCCCUCCACCCCUGAGCAGAACGGUGCUUCUCCCUCUUCCAACGAGUUCACCGGUGCUGCCUCCAGCGUCAAGCCCGCUGUCGGUGUCCUUGCCGGUGUUGUUGCCCUCAUGGCUCUCCUGUAA
Molecule: messenger RNA, 1548 nt
Organism: Penicillium griseofulvum
Lineage: Eukaryota; Fungi; Ascomycota; Eurotiomycetes; Eurotiales; Aspergillaceae
Gene: cspA
Product: putative cell surface protein
Exons: 2
Coding region: 1-1548 (515 amino acids)
Source: RefSeq, a predicted model, not a curated record